ACGCAUGUCAAUUUUUAUAUGUUCUAUUACUUUAUCAAUAUCUGUUUAACGUAAAUGAAUUAGAUACUCAGUAAAGGACUAAAGGUGAUGUUUUCAAAAAACCAACAUACAUGUAUUUAUCUGCUCGUUCAAAUCAGCAUCCUUUACAGAUAGUGCUCCUUACUGGCAACGAGAGGGGACACGGUUGCGAGCGGAAGAAUGCAAACAAUUCGACGCAGAAGACGUUUUUGGGAACUAUUACAAUUACAGACAUAUUGCGUUGCAUUAGCAGAUCGCACGUCAGAAAGCAAAAGGUUAUCUCGUUCCUCAUCAUCAAGUACCCGCUAAUCGUAAGCGGCAUCGCUGCAAGUACAGAGCUGCUUGAUCGAUAUCAAGUUGGCAGUCGGUGAGGAAUUACCAAAAGACUGGAGACAGCGUAUUCAUCCGUCCAUAGAGGAAUCGGAAGAAUCGCUAACCAGCGGAGACAUCAUCUGGCUCGACGAUGCAAAUGACAGCGAUAACUGGGCAGCGCGAGGGCGUGAGACCGGUCAAAUGUUCAGCCACAACUACUGGCCGAAUAACGGAAGAUGUAUUCCAUAUCUCAUACAUCCGGGUUUUGGCGUCGAUGCGUGGAAUGUAAUAAAGAGCGCCAUGCGUCAUAUAGAGCAACGCACACAAUGUUUGAGCUUCAAGCCCCGCACAAAUGAAGCUGACUACAUCUCCAUAGCCCCGCACACUAGCAGGUGUAUGUCCCGCGUAGGACGAACACCCGGCAACGCCACCGAGAUCAAACUGGGAAAGCAGUGUCUGACACGCGGCAUCAUCGUCCACGAGCUGAUGCACGCGUUAGGCUUCUACCACGAACACAACCGGCCGGAUCGCGAUAUCCAUGUGCAAGUCUUCCCGGCGCACGUGCAAUCUGGAAUGUACUACCCGAACUUCCGCAUCCUGACCAACAUGUCCACGUACGGCGUGCAGUAUGAUGUGGAGUCGAUAAUGCACUAUGCACCAUGGGACUUUGCGGUGAAUAAGAACCAGCCAGCGAUGAUCCCGCGGUAUGGUCAUUUGGCCAAAAUGGGGCAACGUUGGGGACUGAGUAAGCUGGACGAGCAGAAGAUACAGCGAGCGUACGGCUGCAUCGAUGACAAUUUGGAAAAAGUGGAACUACCGCUAAUCGUGUGCGACACCAAGGACGCUUUCACAUCAACGCCGGUUUCUGUUACUAAUCCGAUUGUGACAACCCUAGCAGUCACUUUGCCAGCAGCAACGACUGGAACAAGCGCAUUUGGCACAAUUGUUGACGGAUUGGGAAAGAUCGACUGGCUGUGCACCGAGCGCUGCACCGACAGAUCGUGGUGUUUGCUGGUCAAUCCCCGGACACCAGCCAACUGCCGUGAUAAGGCAACCGGAUGUGACUGCAGUGCCAACGGUGUUGCUGCUAUUCUGGGCGCGCUAGCGGAUAACAGGACGUGAACAAUGUUAUGUUUGGCAUUUUCCAAAUUGUACUGGUCAAGCCAGUAUAAUUUUUGCUCGUCGCUAGAUCACUCGGCAGUCGGCACUCAUCUCUCGUCUGCUUGUUUCAAGGCGAUCCCAGGACUAAAUAAAAUUUCCGCAAAGAACUAGCGUGGCUGUUAGUUAUAUAAUCUGUACUUCAGCAAAGUUUUUUUGGUGUAUUAAAUAUUGUCAACUGU
Molecule: messenger RNA, 1670 nt
Organism: Paramacrobiotus metropolitanus
Lineage: Eukaryota; Metazoa; Tardigrada; Eutardigrada; Parachela; Macrobiotidae
Product: hatching enzyme 1.2-like
Exons: 7
Coding region: 532-1452 (306 amino acids)
Biological process (GO): proteolysis
Molecular function (GO): metalloendopeptidase activity; zinc ion binding
Source: RefSeq, a predicted model, not a curated record